Messenger RNA from Beauveria bassiana ARSEF 2860, 1086 nucleotides. RefSeq names its product quinone oxidoreductase. The coding region runs from base 1 to 1086 and encodes 361 amino acids. The transcript is spliced from 2 exons. The record is from RefSeq and is a predicted model, not a curated record. Gene Ontology annotation, molecular function: oxidoreductase activity, acting on NAD(P)H. NCBI's taxonomy places the organism in Eukaryota, Fungi, Ascomycota, Sordariomycetes, Hypocreales, Cordycipitaceae.
AUGAAGGAAGCAAUAGUGAAAACUGACAUCUCCGUCGACAUUGUCGAUUCUCCUAUCCCUAAGCCGGGCCCUGGUCAUGUGUUAAUCAAGGUCGUCAUCGCAGGAUCCAACCCGAAAGACUGGAAGGUCCCCGUCUGGAGCGGUUCCAACAUGAAUAGCGGCGACGACAUCGCCGGUACCAUCGAAGCCGUGGGAGAGAAUGUCGUCGGUUUACACAAAGGGGACCGCGUAGCUGCCUUCCACGAGAUGAGGACCCCCCACGGCGCAUUCGCCGAGUACGCCGUCGCGCCCUAUUACACCACCUUCCACAUCCCGGACUCGACAUCAUUUGAGGAGGCUGCCACAAUCCCCCUGGCAGCCUACACGUCCGUCUGCGCGCUCUUCCAAGAGCUUGAGAUUCCAGAACCCUGGUCUCCGCUCGCCAAAGCCGCGGCAAAGAAGGAGACCAAGUCUCCUCUGAUCAUCUACGGAGCCAGUACCGCCACGGGAGCCUUUGCCAUCAAGCUUGCUGCGGCCGCCAAUGUCCAUCCCCUCAUCGCAGUGGGAAGCAAGCGUAGCGAAUUCAUCAGGCCCUUUCUCGACGCGAGCAAGGGAGAUGCACUCGUUGACUAUACUGCCUAUUCGACAGAGGAGGAGCUGAUCAAGGCCAUCCAGGAAGCCGUCAAGAAGGGAGGUGCUCCCGAUGGCCGUUGCUGGAAGGCCUACGAUACCGUUUCCGAAGAUGAAACCGUCAGGCUUCUCACCAAGGUCAUUGCCGGCCCGGCCGACGCCGCUGGACAGAGGCCAAAGUUGACCAACAUUUUAUUAAAAACCAAGGUCGAGGGUGCUCACCCGAGUGUUGAUAUCGUCACCUCCAUGGUUGGCCAGGUUCACAAGGAAGACGAAAAGGACAAGCUUAUCGGGGUGACAUGGGCCGCAGCGUUUGCUCGGGGUCUUCGCGAAGGUUGGCUCACGAGUCAUCCAUACACGGUGGGCAAGAACGGUCUCGAGGGCUUGUCUGAAGGCCUCAAGGGACUCAAGGAGGGCAAGAUUCGCGGCCAAAAGUUCUUGACUCGCGUCAGCGAGACACCCGGGGCAAGCGCUUAA